Molecule: messenger RNA, 1988 nt
Organism: Brassica rapa (field mustard)
Lineage: Eukaryota; Viridiplantae; Streptophyta; Magnoliopsida; Brassicales; Brassicaceae
Product: myrosinase-binding protein 2
Molecular function (GO): carbohydrate binding
Source: RefSeq, a predicted model, not a curated record
AUAUAUAUAUAUAUAUAUAAGGGACUAGCAGUGCCCCAUAUGAAAUAUCAUUCUCACUUACAGCUCUUCUCCACAAGGUUUUCUGAGUGAUGGAAAUAAUGUCCCAAAGGGUGGUGAUGUCCCAAAGGCUGGGGCCAAUGGGUGGUAACAUGGGAGCAGCAUUCGACGAUGGUGUUUUUGACGGUGUGAAGAAAAUAGUUGUCGGAAGAGACCAGGGAUGUGUAUCAUAUAUCAAGAUCGAAUACGAAAAGGACGCGAAAUUUGAAACCCGUGAACACGGGACGAUUCGGGGGCCACUACAAGAGUUUGCUGUAGAAUAUCCCAAUGAAUAUAUAACAUCCGUUGGUGGAAGCUUCGAUCUUGUUCCAUUCUAUAACGCAGUGCUGAUCAAAUCGCUAGUCUUCUAUACCUCAUAUAGAAGAACCUCUCCGACCCUCGGUGUGGCUGGAGGAAGAGCUUUCUGGCUCGAGGGUAGAACUGGAGGAAGGCUUCUUGGUUUCCAUGGACGCUCUGGUCAAGCUCUUGAUUCCAUUGGACCUUACUUCUUCGCUCCAAAUCCUCCUCUUAGGCAUUUCGAACGCCAAGGUGGUAAUGGAGGGACUCCAUGGGACGAUGGUGCUUACGAUGGUGUUAGAAAAAUAUUAGUGGGCCGAGGUGGCAGGUUUGUGAGUUAUUUUAGGUUUGAGUAUGCGAGAGGCGAAAGAAUGGUACCACAUGCUCAUGGGAAGAGACAAGAGGUUCCACAAGAGUUUGUGGUUGAUUAUCCUCAUGAACAUAUUAUAUUGGUGGAGGGAACAGUCGAUGUCUGCCUUACGUCGGUUAUGUUUAAGACAUCAAAAGGAAGAACCUCCCGUGUUUUUGGGAAUGUGGUUGGUAGGAAAUUUGUGUUUGAGGAGAAAGAUUUCAAGAUUGUCGGAUUUUGUGGUCGAUCUGCUGAUGCUAUUGAUGCUCUUGGUGCACAUUUUGGCCCUCUUCGCACUCCAGCUCCAGCCCCCGGUCCAGCUCCUGCCCCUGGUCCUGCUCCCGCUCCUGGUCCAGGUCCCCGUCCAUCUCCUGCUCCCGGUCAAGGUCCCCGUCCAGCUCCCGGUCAAGGUCCCCGUCCAUCUCCCGCUCCUGCUCCUGGUCCAGGUCCCCGUCCAGCUCCCGCUCCUGCUCCUGCUCCCGGUCAAGGUCCCCGUCCAGCUCCCGGUCCUGCUCCCGGCCAAGGUCCCCAUCCAGCUCCCGCUGCUGCUCCCGGUACCAGUGCCACUCCAGCUCCAGCUCCAGCUCCCACUACCACACAGAUAGGACCGGUCGGUGGUGAGAAGGGAAACACAUUUGAUGAUGGUAUUUUCGAUGGUGUGCAGAAAAUAACUGUGGGGAAAGACAUAUACAGCGUAACUUAUAUCAAGAUCGAAUACGUAAAGGAUGGAAAAGUCGAAAUCCGUGAACACGGGACAAAUCGGGGGGAGCUAAAAGAGUUUUCCGUGAAUAAUCCGAAUGAUUAUAUCACAGCCGUUGGUGGAAGCUAUAAUCAUAUAUUCAACUACGAUACAACGCUUAUCACAUCGCUAUACUUCACAACCUCGAAAGGAUUUACCUCUGCAUUAUUCGGUGAGAUGAGUGGAGAAGAAUUCAAUCUAAAAAGUGAAAAUGGAGGAAAGCUUCUUGGAUUCCAUGGACAAGCUGGUCAUGCUAUAGAUGCCAUUGGGGCUCAUUUCGAAAGAGGUUCUGGCAUUUGAAGGAAGUUAAGGAGAAAGGUUACUAGAUCAUUCGGUUCAAUGAAAAGGCUGGUGAUUUGGUUCAUCAGAUGGGAAUCUAUGUCGUUUCCAUUAUAACCAAUUAGAGACUUUUACUCUUUAGUUUCCUCUUUCUCUUUGUUUCUAGAAAAUAAGGUCACUCAAACGUCUGAGUUCUGAAUGACUUUUUUUUUUUUUUGUCAAGCUUUUCAGCUUUUAACUAUGUUUAUGUGUGUAUUAAUAUUUACUGUAUUAGUCGCUUAAAGUUAU